UGGUAGCGAAACGAAACCAACAAAUCAAGUGCCUUUUUCUCCAAUCCACUCUACGCCACCGCCCUCUCUCAGCUCAGAAUAUCUCUUUCUCUCACACACAUAAAAACACACACUUGAUUGAUUCGUUGGUUCAAUUGCUUUGCUUGGCUGUCCGCUCACCUGUCUUCCCACCCCCAAUUUCUUUCUUUUUAAAUCCAUUUUAAACCUAAUUCAGCUUGGGUAUUAGUAGUAAUUUAUUCAGAGUCGCGCACAACGCAGAGAAUUAAAGGUGAGGGGGCAGUCAGGAAAUACUAGUACAAUUACAAUUUAAAAGCGCCCCAUGAAUUUCGGCGCAGGCACCUCCUCCCGGUCACUUUGUACGCUUGGAGAAUAAGAGUGCUGAAGAUAAUCUUUAUUUGAGUAAGAGAACAAGGAUGCGUAGGUGGUUGUGCUGCACCUGUCAAGUAGAGGAGUCCUAUCAACCUGACGAAAAUGAGCACCUCAAGAGCCCGAGGGAUAAUGGUGAUGGGUAUCAAAGAGGCUCAAAGGUAUCUGCUCCGGUGAAACCUGAAGUUCAGAAGGCAGUACCUCCUAUUGAGGUACCUUCUCUCUCCCUCGAGGAACUGAAGGAGAAAACAGACAAUUUUGGAUCAAAGUCACUUAUUGGUGAAGGAUCAUAUGGGAGAGUUUACUUCGCACAAUUGACCGAUGGGAAAGAGGUUGCUGUCAAGAAGCUUGAUGUCUCUUCUGAGCCUGAUUCAAAUGUCGAGUUCUUGACUCAGGUUUCGAUGGUAUCAAGAUUGAAGCAUGAUAAUCUUGUUGAAUUGCUUGGCUACUGUGUCGAUGGGAAUAUCCGUGUCUUAGCUUAUGAAUUUGCCACCAUGGGAUCUCUUCACGACAUUCUCCAUGGAAGGAAAGGAGUGCAAGGGGCACAACCUGGUCCUACACUUGACUGGAUGCAACGGGUUAGAAUUGCUGUUGAUGCAGCCAGGGGUUUGGAGUAUUUGCAUGAGAAGGUUCAGCCAUCAGUUAUUCAUAGAGAUAUCAGAUCCAGCAAUGUACUUCUUUUUGAAGACUACAAGGCAAAGGUUGCUGACUUUAACCUUUCAAAUCAAGCUCCUGACAUGGCUGCCCGGCUUCAUUCAACUCGAGUUCUGGGAACCUUUGGUUAUCAUGCUCCAGAGUAUGCAAUGACCGGACAGCUGACACAGAAAAGCGAUGUUUAUAGCUUUGGGGUUGUUCUGCUUGAGCUUCUGACUGGAAGGAAGCCUGUUGAUCAUACCAUGCCUCGUGGACAGCAGAGUCUUGUUACUUGGGCCACACCAAGAUUGAGUGAGGACAAAGUAAAACAAUGUGUUGACCCAAAGCUCAAGGACUAUCCACCAAAAGGGGUAGCCAAGUUGGCAGCUGUUGCAGCAUUGUGUGUUCAGUACGAAGCAGAGUUCCGCCCGAAUAUGAGCAUUGUUGUGAAGGCUCUGCAGCCUCUUCUGAAGUCAACUGUCCCUGCUCCUGAGACUUGAGAGUUGCAUCAUUGUUUGGUUCGAUUAUGACAUACAUGAGGUGCAGCCUCAGCGUUUUUUCCUCUGGGUUUGAGACGUAUUUGGGUUACUAUCGUGAUUCGAUUUCUUUUGUUGGUAGUGAUUUAUCACUGGGUUAUGGGAUUGCAAGGCAAAAGAAUUACGCUAUAAACUUGGAACACCCAUAUUUCCAUUUUAUCUUUUGAAAUUGUUUGGAUUGAUUGUGAAUGUGGUAGUGCCCGUCUGUCUUGUCUUUGUGCCAAGGUUUGUAAGCAUUGCAGUUUAGCUUUGAUUGGACACGCAGAAGCUUCUAACUUUUGAGUCUAUUUGUGAGUAUUUCUUUUCAUUGACACUAAAAUGAUCUUGCUAAAUUCUUUACUUUUAAGGGGGUUGAUUCGGUUUGCUUCA
This is a messenger RNA of Salvia hispanica, 1904 nucleotides long. Its product is annotated as protein CYTOSOLIC ABA RECEPTOR KINASE 5. The record is from RefSeq and is a predicted model, not a curated record. NCBI's taxonomy places the organism in Eukaryota, Viridiplantae, Streptophyta, Magnoliopsida, Lamiales, Lamiaceae. Gene Ontology annotation, molecular function: protein tyrosine kinase activity; ATP binding. Gene Ontology annotation, biological process: protein phosphorylation.